Molecule: messenger RNA, 768 nt
Organism: Sycon ciliatum
Lineage: Eukaryota; Metazoa; Porifera; Calcarea; Leucosolenida; Sycettidae
Exons: 1
Coding region: 1-768 (255 amino acids)
Source: RefSeq, a predicted model, not a curated record
AUGUCAGUGUCUAAGGCGAAACUGUACGAUGAGAAUUCCGUCUUUCAAUUCCGGCAAGGUGUGAUCCUCAUGACCGAGCACCUGAGGCCCAAAGAGGGGAAUCGAAUUCUUGAUCUUGGCUGCGGUACUGGUCGUCUGGCAGCACAGCUUGCGCUUAAGGUCGGAGCACAAGGGCAGGUGGUGGCAGUUGACCCAAAUGUUGGGCGAAUCCAGGUUGCAAGUAGCAACGUACAACCUCAUCACAAGAACAUAAAAUGUUUCGUUGGUACUGUCUUCGACGCUGUGAAGCUGGGCCCAUACGAUGGCAUCUUCUGCAACUUUGUUCUGCAUUGGGUGCCUGAUGAGAGCAUUGCUGAAACAAUGCACUGUGUACUGGAUUGUCUUAAGCCAGGUAAAACAAUGUGCGCUCACAUCGGCGUACAUCCCGGACCAUUGGUUGCUGAUCUUGAGCGCUUACUGACAGGCAAGGCCUCACCCGGAACUCCAGGCCGUAACCCUGGACAAUCAAGCCAGUACUGGAAACGCCUGUGCGAGUCUGUAGGGUUCGACGUUACUGUGGCACAUCAGGAGGAAUAUGUACAACUGCAGGAUGGGCUGGACAGCUGCAUAGCAAUGGUCAGAGCAUAUGCACAAGUAUCGGAAGAAGAACGUAUCAUCACCGACGAGGAGAUCAGGCAGGUGAUGAAGGUGAACAACAUCACGGCUAGGACAGACAAGAUUGGUGUUAACAUGGUUUACGUUAGAUUGAUUGUAAAGAAACCGCCAUGA